Cladophialophora bantiana CBS 173.52 is the source of this 309-nucleotide messenger RNA. RefSeq lists its product as uncharacterized. The transcript has a single exon. The record is from RefSeq and is a predicted model, not a curated record. The coding region runs from base 1 to 309 and encodes 102 amino acids. NCBI's taxonomy places the organism in Eukaryota, Fungi, Ascomycota, Eurotiomycetes, Chaetothyriales, Herpotrichiellaceae.
AUGGCUAUGUCGGAGAAGUUGGCGGACCUUAAUCCUCGCCGGACGUUGGAUUUCAAACAUCGCAGCACCAAGACAAGUCACCAAGACAAGUACCAGGUUGUGUAUCGAUUUUGCAAGAAGAAAAGGAAACAACUUAAGAUCUUCAUGGUCGACCAGUUGUGGCUGAUCAUAUUCGGCAAUCUACUUAUUUCCUGGCUCCUAGAGCGAUGGCGGCAACCGCACAUGGAUCCUCUCAAUCUCUUUGAGGGUGUUAUUGAGGACGUCAACUCCACCACGCGGCCUCUCGUCAGAAUGUCUUUGAGCUGGUGA